This is a messenger RNA of Triplophysa rosa, 4971 nucleotides long. RefSeq names its product eph receptor A2 b (gene epha2b). Lineage: Eukaryota; Metazoa; Chordata; Actinopteri; Cypriniformes; Nemacheilidae. Gene Ontology annotation, cellular component: plasma membrane; neuron projection. Bases 105 to 3056 code for a protein of 983 amino acids. Gene Ontology annotation, molecular function: protein binding; ATP binding; transmembrane-ephrin receptor activity. Gene Ontology annotation, biological process: axon guidance; cell surface receptor protein tyrosine kinase signaling pathway; protein phosphorylation. The transcript has 17 exons. The record is from RefSeq and is a predicted model, not a curated record.
UCCGCGUUUCAAUGAGUUUGCCGAGAGCGCAACUGGAGUAGAGACUGGUUUCAGCGUGGAGCAAGCCAACAACUCUGUCCACUCCACUCCACUCCACAGAGAAAAUGGAUUACCGACGGAUUAAGCGUAUUUUAUUUGUCCACGUAUUUAUGAACAGUGUAUUUAUUUCUCUUCAGAAAAAAGAAGAGGUGCUGUUGGAUAUGAUGGCAUCUGGAGCAGAGUUGGGUUGGUUGACAUCACCUGUUGAUCAUGGGUGGGAGAUCGGCCAGAGGGCUGUGAACGGUUCUCUUUUAUAUAACUACUAUAUAUGCAAUGUGGAGGAGCGAGAACAAGACAACUGGCUUCGUACUACGUUCAUCCAGCGCAACCCCACGGCCUCACGGGUCUUCGUGGAGGUGCGAUUCGUCGUCCGUGACUGCAACUCUUUCAAUGCAGACUCCCUCACCUGCAAGGAGACCUUUAAUUUGUAUGCCUCGGAAGCUGACGCUGACAUUGGCACUGCUUUCCGCAAAGGCCAGUUCCGGAAAGUGGCCACCAUCGCUCCAGAUGAAAUAUCCAGCCUUGGGGAGAUGAAGAUGAACAUUGAGACAAAAAUAGUGGAUAAUCUUUCUCGUAAAGGCUUUUACCUGGCCUUCCAGGACAUUGGGGCCUGUGUGGCCAUCUACUCUGUCAGGGUUUACUAUAAAACAUGUCCAGCAACAGUGAAGAGCUUGGCAGCGUUUCCUGAGACAGUGGCAGGGGGAGAGAACCAGGCCCUGCGGGAAGUGGCUGGAAGUUGUGUAGAAAAUGCUGUAAGUGAGGACCAACCUCGCAUUUACUGCACCGCCGAUGGGGAGUGGGUGGUACCCGUGAGCCAGUGCCAGUGCAGACCUGGGUUCGAGGCCAUGAAGGACGCAUGCCAAGAAUGUGGGCCAGGCUUCUUCAAAUCAUCAGUGUCCACCGAGGCCUGCAAACCUUGUCCAGAAAACACCCAACUUUCGGGGCCCGGCGCCAUCAGCUGUUCCUGCAAAGAGGGCUUUUACCGGGCACCUGCGGACCCUGAGACAGCGGCUUGCUCCGGUUUACCCUCGUCUCCUCAAAGUCUAGUGGCCACGACAGCUCAGAUGCCAAUAGGCAAGCUUCGGUUAUCAUGGAAACCUCCCGCAGACACUGGCAGUCGCAGCGACAUCACGUACGCUGUGGCUUGCGAAUGCUGCGAAGGAAAAGUGUGCCAGUCUUGUGGCGAAAAAGUUCGUUUCGACCCGAGCGGCACUGACCUGAAGGAGACCAAAGUGAUUGUGAGUGAACUGGAGCCGCAUCUGAACUACACGUUCACCGUGGAGGCGCGUAGCGGAGUGUCUCAGUUCAGCAGUAAAAGAGCCAUCAGCAGCAUUAACACCGCAUUGCAUUAUACAGAUCCUCCAAAAGUGACCGCGAUGCACCUGGUGGAGAGCGGCCCCACCAGUCUUUCCCUGCAGUGGUCCGUCUCUCACCGCGCCAAGCCCGUCGCCACACGCUACGAACUGAUGUAUCGCAAGAAGGAGAACGAUGAGGAGAAAGCCAGAGGAAAGGUCACUACCUACACCGUGCUGGUGUUGGAAAAGAACUCUGUCCAGAUCAGUAAUUUAUCUCCUUCCACCGUCUACUUGGUUAAAGUCCAAGCUCUCAGUCCAGAGGGAAACCCGGGCAGCUACAGCAUGGAGCAGGAGUUUUCAACACUCCCACAAACCCUUCAAAAAACGGGAAACACGGCAGUGAUCCUUGGUGCAGCGGUUGGGGGAGGUGUCAUGCUUUUCAUCGUGGUGGUGAUCCUGCUUCUCCGAAAACGCCGAAGGAACUCUCACACCAGGCAGGGGCCAGAGGACACCUAUUUCUCCAGCCCAGACCAACUGAAGCCGUUGAAGACCUACGUUGAUCCUCACACGUACGAAGACCCAAACACAGCGGUGCUCAAAUUUGCCAGCGAGAUUCAUCCCAAUCACAUCACCAAGCAGAAAGUCAUCGGCGCCGGUGAGUUUGGUGAGGUGUUUCGGGGAAUUAUGAAAGCUCCAGGUCGGAAGGAGACUGCAGUAGCGAUAAAGACGCUAAAGCCGGGCUACACCGAGAAGCAGAGGCAGGACUUUCUCGGUGAAGCCAGUAUUAUGGGACAGUUCUCACAUCAAAAUAUUAUUCGACUGGAGGGGGUGGUCACCAAAUUCAAACAUGCCAUGAUUGUGACCGAGUAUAUGGAAAAUGGCGCUCUUGACAAAUACCUGAGGGACCAUGAUGGCGAGAUGUCCUCCUUCCAGUUGGUUGGUAUGCUCCGUGGCAUUGCGGCCGGAAUGAAAUACCUCUCAGACAUGAGCUAUGUACACAGGGAUUUGGCUGCCCGCAACAUCUUGGUCAACAGUAACCUGGAGUCCAAAGUGUCUGACUUCGGUUUGUCACGUGUUUUGGAGGAUGACCCCGAGGGAACCUAUACCACCAGUGGAGGUAAAAUUCCUAUUCGCUGGACUGCUCCGGAGGCCAUCGCUUACAGGAAAUUCACGUCAGCCAGUGAUGUGUGGAGUUUUGGCAUUGUCAUGUGGGAGGUCAUGGCCUUUGGGGAGAGACCUUACUGGGACAUGAGUAACCAUGAGGUAAUGAAGGCCAUUAAUGAGGCUUUCCGGCUCCCCGCUCCAAUGGAUUGCCCCUCUGCUGUUUAUCAACUGAUGUUGCAGUGUUGGCUGCAAGAUCGCUCCAAACGGCCCCGCUUUGGUGACAUUGUCAGUUUGUUGGAUAAACUCCUUAAGAGCCCAGAUUCCCUGAAGGCCAUUGCAGACUUUGACCCACGAGUUUCCAUCCGGCUUCCCAGCACCAGUGGCUCAGACGGCUCUCCCUUCAGGUCUGUGGCCGAGUGGCUGGAGUCCAUCAAGAUGAGCCAGUACAGCGAAAACUUCAGCAUAGCAGGAAUCGUCAGCAUGGAGCAGGUGCUACAGAUGAAGAGCGAGGAUAUUCGGAACAUUGGAGUCCGUUUACCGGGGCACCUAAAGAGGAUUGCCUACAGCAUCUUGGGGCUUAAGGAUCAAACCAGCACCCUGAGUGUGUUUGCUGUGUGAACUGUUUUUAAAACUCGCCAAAGGGACCAACCCCCCGUGUACUGAAUAAACUCUAAGAUGCCUUGGGAUCGGACUGCAGGGACAGCCCUCGAUCUGCCCAUAACCCCCCAGCCAAGAUGGACUCUUCGUCGCUGUGGAGACUUGUAGCAGAUUUGAUGUGCUUAUCAAAAAUGGAGGGGGGGAGGGCGAACGUGUAAAACAAUCAAAAAGCUAUUGAUGUUUGAAUCAAACCAUGUAUAUAGAUAUAUUUUUGCAUAUGCAUAUGUUUAUUUUUUAGAAACAUGUAUAGUAGUUGCUUUAGUUUUUCGUUUAGUUUCAUAUGCAUGCUUUAUUUUGCCAGAGAGCAACCAAUGCAGUUGUCACACUCUGAUCUUAAAGUCAAAGCCAGCAUUUCUCCUCCAAUGUUGUCAGAAUGGGCCGUGUAUAUGACUGAGCUCUUUAACAUUAGCUUGGAUGCUGCGACAACAUGACUGUCUGCAUUAAGAGAAAGAACCAGCCUUCCUCUACCAGAAAUGUGGAAUCAAAGCUGGUGGUUAUGGGUUUAACGUAAGACUUAGUGAUGUUCAGUGGAGAUCAAGGUGAUUGCGUUCUGGUUUCUAUCGUAGCUUGAGCUGGCCGUGAUUUGAUGUCGGGCGCGCUGAUGACAUUUUCUUUACAAUUACAAUCUCAGUGCUAUGUGCUUUGAACCAUCAAGUUUCAAGUCUCUGGUUUGAAUGAAGUGGAGCAGCCAGUCGAGAGGAGAGAAGCAGACGCAGCACCAUGAAAUUAAAAGCACUUAAAUCAGAAAUCUCAGCAGCUGCGUGGACGAGACUUAAAUGCGGGUUGUCUCAUCCCUUAUCAUUAUGGAAGGUUGCUGUUAUGAUGGUAUUCGGGAUUGAAGGGAACACGGAGCACGCAAAAUGACAACAUGGAAAUGGUUAAAGAAUCGAAGAAAAAAGAAGACUCAUUUUGGCAUGCAAAGCUGUCACGUCGGACUGAAUCAAAUAGGAAAAUCUGUUUGGCAGUGCGCUGCAAACAAACGCACGGCUUUGAAUUCGAGAUAUUUGCGCCGAGCGACAAUCCGAGCAAAAUAAGGGAAUGAUCAGAAGAAAUCUACAAACAGUUUUGUUUACCGGGAUAUGUGGUUGAUAUAACAAGGUCUGUUAUUCAUUCUGUAUCAGCAGAUUAAAGCACAGUUGCCUGGAGCUGUGAAUUGUGUGGAAUAUCUUUGGCAGAUUCAGUUUAUGAUUAACUGAUACAAGAUAUGCGGGGAUGAAAUGUUAUAGCCUGCGAUUAUUUCCUCUGAAUUACAGAACCUCAUUGUGGUCUAAAAUGGGAAUAUAGAUACGAAUAUGAAAGGUUUUGUUAAUGGUUUCUUGUUAAACAGGAAGGUUAGGGUUAUUUGUAUUUACAAAGGAUAGAAUUAACUAUCUAAUGUCCUUUAACUUUUUGGUAAAGACACUUAUGGUAUCGGAUGAUAUUGCAGUUCCAUGGGCUCUUCCGUGUUUUGGAAUGACAUAUUUAGUGUUUGUUUGCAAAACUUAUGUUUCAUAUCUUUUCUAAGUGUGGUAUGAUUGAUAACACACCUGAAAAGGGAUUUUUUCUUUGUAAUGUCUUGCUUUUGACUAUUGAUUUCUGCUCUACGCUGCUCUUUUCCCAAACGUGAAAUAUUAAAAAGCUCUGUAGGAACAUGCAGACCCCACUCAUGGACACAAUUUUCACGAAAACACGUUUGAUUGGGCCAAUUGUUUUGUACUUUAUUUAAGUUUUAUUUAUUUUUUACUUCUAUUUAUUGUCUUAACAACACUGAACUGGGAUUUAUUUUGUAAUUGAAGUUUGUCUUUCAGUCACAAUAAAAUCUUUGUAGCCUUUAUAUUCAAUUUCGCCUUUUAUUACCCCAUUUUUUUAUUCAUUCACUAUACCCACAACAAUAAAA